AGAGAGAGAGAGAGAGAGAGAGAGAGAGAGAUGGCAGUAGUUGAAAGCAGAGAAUGGUACUUGGCCUCUUAUGCACCUGAAGGUAUUCCAACUUCUGAUCAUCUCAAGCUCCGGACUGUCACUCUCUCACUGGAUUCGAUCCCCGAACGACAUGUCGUUCUUGAGACCCUCUUCAUCUCUGUCGAACCCUAUUUGCGCAGCAGGGUCACUGGCCGAGAAGACGGGCUAUACAGUCCUCAGUUCAACCUUAAUGAGGUACUUUCAACGUUUGGGGUCGGAAGGGUAAUUCGGUCAAAAGACGGUGACUAUGUUGAAGGAGAUAUAGUGGUCAGCCCCUUCACACCCUUUGCUGAAUAUGGCGUGGUGCCAUCCCACUUGUUAACAAGAAAGGUUGAUCCAAACGAUGGGAUUCCAUUGCCUGAAUAUAUCAGUCUGCUAGGGGUACCUGGGUUUGCAGCAUGGGUGGGAAUUGAGGUGAUAGCAGACCCAAAACCAGGGUCGAAUGUGUUCAUAUCAGCUGCAGCUGGGGCUGUUGGAAUGUAUGCAGGACAGUUGGCCAAGCUUAGGGGAUGUAGGGUUAUUGGAAGCACUGGAUCAGAUGAGAAAGUGAAGCUCCUCAAGGAGGAAUUUGGAUACGAUGACGCAUUCAACUACCACACAGAGACAGAUUUUGAUGCUGCUUUAAGCAACUACUUUCCCCAUGGAAUUGAUGUGUACCUUGACAAUGUUGGCGGUAAAAUGCUUGAGUCAGCUCUCAACCAUGUCAACAAGAAUGCCAAGAUCCCUCUUUGUGGCAUGAUAUCUGGCUACAAUAAGGUUUGGACUGAGAGAGAGGGGGUGAGAAAUCUGCUGAAUUUGAUCGGCAAGGAGGUGAAUAUGCAAGGGUUCAUGGUGUUCAUACUUGCAUCGUUUUGGGGAUUUUGCAAAGGAGAUGGAGAGCCACCUAAAGCAAGGCAAGAUUGGUUCUAAGCUCAAGAUCUUCCAUGGAAUUGAAACAUUCUUGGAGAGCUUAGGAUCCCUCUUCACCAGCUCUAAUGUUGGAAAAGUAGUAGUCCAAGUCAAGUAAUAAUAUAUAGGUAGGUUGAAGUGAAUCUUUGUCAUCGGACUUCUAUGCAAUAUGUUAAAUGCUUCAUCAGAGCUCUCUUAUUUAGACCUACCGAGACCUAAAUUUUCUUUUGAGUCAUAAUUAAGUUGAUUUCUUGUUGAGAGUGCUAUGAUUCCAUCAAAUUGAAGUUUAUUUAAAAAUUUCUUAG
Prunus avium (sweet cherry) is the source of this 1253-nucleotide messenger RNA. Lineage: Eukaryota; Viridiplantae; Streptophyta; Magnoliopsida; Rosales; Rosaceae. The record is from RefSeq and is a predicted model, not a curated record.